CUUUCCUUCCUCAAACAUGGUCAGAACAUCACGAAAGCUUGGGAACUAUGACAGUUGGGAAGCCGUUACCCACCCAAGUUCUUUGCUGGGGUGUAUUUGAAGGGGAAUUUGGCACGUCAUCAUCUUCCUUCAACCAGACACUCAGCUCGAUCAUCGAAUUCAUCACACUGGUUUUCCCAUAGUCUCAGGACGCGCUUUUUUCAACUCCUGGAGAGUUCCUCUGCUUGAAUUUCUUUCAAACAGAAAUCGCCACCUUUCCACCAACAGAGCCCCCUUCAAGCAGCUAUUGGAAGUUCGAUGUCUUGAAUCGCUGCUACCCUGAGAGCCUGAGACAGUCCAAAGAUGCGCCUACUCAAGACCGACACGUUUGAACUCGUCGAGUUUGUGGGCGAAGAGUUCCCAAAAUAUGCCAUCUUGUCGCACACAUGGGAAGGAAAAGAGGUCAAGCACGCGUGCCGCAAGGCACAGGAGGACGAGUUCGAAUUCAUUUGGAUCGAUACCUGCUGUAUCGACAAAUCCAGCAGUGCCGAGUUGCAGGAGGCCAUCAAUUCCAUGUUCGCGUGGUAUCGGAAGUCAGCCAUCUGCUAUGCUUUCCUCUCCGACAUCCAGAGGCCCAGUGGAUCCAUUGACCCAUCAAGUUUCGAUAUCACCUGUUCGCGCUGGUUCACAAGAGGCUGGACCUUGCAGGAGUUGUUGGCCCCUGACUUUCUGUAUUUCUACGAUGCCUCCUGGGAGCUAUUAGGCUCGCGCAGUGGUUGGGCAGAGAGUAUUUCGAAAGCAACCACAAUUCCGGUCGAUUGCCUAGCUGGCCCAGAGAAAAGCAUCGAAGACAAGCUUCAGCAAACCACUGUGGCUGCAAGGAUGUCUUGGGCCGCGAACAGACAAACUACCAGAGUCGAGGACGAGGCGUACUGCCUGCUCGGGCUGUUCGAUAUCAAUAUGCCUAUGCUUUACGGAGAGGGUAACAAGGCUUUCAUGCGACUGCAACAGGAGAUCAUGAAAACAUCUGAUGAUGCUACCAUUCUCGCCUGGGGUCUUAAAAGAGACAGCCAAGGCCUGUCACUCGACUUUGGCAUCAGCCAGCGGGGUCUGAUGUUGGAUGGCCUCUUUGGAUUUGACACACGUUAUUGUCUCCAAUAUCUCUUUCUUCCGUGCACUGACGCCCAUGACAAUAUCUUGGCUCUUCCAAUGCUUUCCCUGUUGAGCAUUUAUCGUUCUCAAUCCUACCGUGAUAGAAGCCUUGCGAACACUCUUUGUGUACCUCUAUCAACGGCGCCUGCAGGCAGAAUCUCGACAUAUUAUCGUGAUUAUUUGUCAAUAAAACAGGGAAAAUACUACCUCGGUGCUAAUUAUAACACCCUGGCACUACCAUCAAUGUCAUUGUCUGAUCAGUUCUUCAACAGCCGAACUUUGGAAUUGAGCUUCCGGAAACAGCCACCGUGGCCCAGGCACGAGGAUUCAGAAUUCAGUCUGGAGACAGUGUAUCCUGCCCUGUCAAGACAACCAUUUCGGUUCGUCGCCGAUAUAAAUGUGACGGCCCCCGUAGCCUCAAACGUCGACGUUUUUCCUGACGACAAUCCUUGGGCCCAUUCAUGGACUUCUCACGCCUUUCAGUCAUCCGAGCUCCCCUCACACAGUCUAGUAUUUAUCUUGAACAUCACUGGUAAGAGGAUACUGCUGGUAUUGGGUACGUGGAGUGGCGGGGAGGCCCCUAGGUCUCUGGCUUGCCAUACUGCGAUUUUGGGUGCAAAAGAGUUGCUGAGACCUACACUGACCGAUCUCACUUCACUUUCGACAAAAUUUUCUUCAAGAGAAAACCUACCCACACCUAUAGUUUUCCUCCACGUACCUAUAGUCCCCCAAGGUUAG
Messenger RNA from Neurospora tetraspora, 1869 nucleotides. RefSeq lists its product as uncharacterized. The coding region runs from base 343 to 1869 and encodes 508 amino acids. The record is from RefSeq and is a predicted model, not a curated record. Lineage: Eukaryota; Fungi; Ascomycota; Sordariomycetes; Sordariales; Sordariaceae. The transcript is spliced from 4 exons.